AAAUAAAAAACCAUCACCUAUUUCAUCUUGUACCGUCAUACAUCGCGUCUUGAAAACAUUUCCAUUCAGAAGAUAUUCCUUCAUUGUUGCGACGUAUUUGAAAGGUUUCAGUUAUCUUGCUUCAGCAGUUCAGCUUUAAAUAUGGUGAACAUUAUCGUUCUGCUUGUGGGAGCGUUGUGUCUAUGUGCUGGGCAACUUCUUCAGCCUGAAAACACACAAACAUUGAAUGUUUCUGUGAACGACACCAACAAAGAUAUGUACGUAGUGCAUGCUAUGGUAUAUCAGCUCGGAAUCAUAACAAACUCCACUGAUGACAAUGAUCUGAAAAACAGCACACACACUGGCGCCACCGAAGCCCUAACCUUCUACCACUCUAACGGCUCAAGCUUGGACCUGAACAAUAUUCCCCAGCAGCUGCUCCCGAACCUCACCGGCAAGGAAUUUGUGGCACCAGCCCUGGACCACCCCGGGGCGCUGCCCCCUGUGAACCUGGGGGACACCAAGGCCCUGCAUAUGCUGAACUUGAGCUCCUUUCAGUAGGGUUGUCAGAUAAUUUUUGUAGGGUGCAGAGGAUUGAUAUGGUGAUGUUACAAAAAUUAAAGAGGCUUUAAGCCAAUAUAUCAUAUCGGUAAAUGUAUAAGAUCUAAUAAUUGUAAGUUAUAAGCACAAAAAUUUAAACAACUGUUAAAAGAUAAAGUGUUUUCGUUACUUACUUCAAAUAGGCAACCAAAAAAUGCCAAAAAGCAUAUUUAACUUCUGUAGGGUUGGUGCAAGAAUUAAUAUGAAAUAGUAACUAAAUGUACCUAUCUGUAAUAAUUAAUUAAAUUAUCAUAAGUAUUUAUACUUACUUAUUACAAGUUUCUUUCCAUCCAUAGUUUACCCGUAUAAUCCUCAAUUCCUCACCCACCCCAACUGUAGGUACUUAUCUCCUUUUAUGUAAGUAUGGUCAUAUUCUCACCAUUAUAAUAUUUAUUUAAUAAUAGAUAAUUUUCAUGAAGCACGCCUAUUCUGUUCUGACCCUUACUCAAUGGAUGAGGUACCUAUAGAUAUAGUAUUACAACAACAUUGUUAAAUAAUAAAACAUCCCGGCUGCUUGCAACCCUAAGCCAAUUCACCCUUGCAGGCGACCUCAGAACUCCGAACCCCUCAGUUCAAUACGACUGCGCGCAUUAAACUUUCUCUUGCUCAAUAAUGACUUUACAAACUUAUGCACAACUACCUAUAGAAGUUCUAAUCUGGGAAAAUGCGGGAGGGUCGUAGCGCGCAUGCCCAGGGUAGGCGCAUGCGUGGUUCUAGUCCCUGAUGGUUGAAGCCACGGACAUGGUAUCCAGGGUUGCGGGCUUCGACCAUGAACUCACCAAAACUCGGUGAGCGGUGCCCGAGUAGCCUCAGCAACGGCAAGAAACAUCUGAGCAACGACUCCAAAGAAGACUCUUUAGAUAACUCGGUUCGGGAGUCGCUCAAGGAGCGCGGCAAGAAUGAGGAGGACUGGCGCCGGCGCACCAUCAUCAUCGAGAAGAAGAACGGCAGCUACGGGUUCACGCUGCAGAGCUACGGCAUUCACUAUAAAAAGGAGCAAGAGAUCGAGGUGAUAACGUAUGUGGACCACGUGGAGGCAGAGGGCGCGGCGGCGGCGGCGGGCAUGCGCGAGGGCGACGUGAUCCUGUCCAUCAACGGCGACGACGUGGAGCGCGCCGACCACGCCGCCGUCGUGGCCGCCAUCACCGCCUGCGACGCGCGCAUGCGCAUGGUCGUCAUCUUCGAGGACUGCGUGCGCAAGGUGGAGCUCCACCUCAAGUACAUCAACAUACAGCGCACCAUACAGACCAAGAUGCGCGAGCUCGAACAACUCACCAUCAAGGAGAGGCAGCUCUUUGACACCAACUGGAAAACGCACAGUCUACCCUCCCAGAAGAAGAAGACGUCCCCCGUCGACGCCAUAUCUGAUGCGGAGGACAAUGCCGAAAACGUCAACAACUCUUACUGCCGCCCCACUCUGUCCAGCGAGAACGUGACCGCCAAGCCGCCGCAUCACAACGUGUUCAUGUACCAGUACCUGGAUCCGCACUACGGAGGCUGCGUCAUACAGCCGAACCUGCGGACGGGGAGCUUCGUGAUCACGGUGGGGUCCCCGCGCACGCGCCGCGAUUGCCACCACUACGUGCUGAAGGCGCCCAGCGAGUGCCACCGCGCCAGCGAGCCGCACGGCGAGUACCGGUCCCCCAGCAACAAGCAGGCAAAGUCGCGCAGCCACGGCCACAGCUGCACCGCGUGCUUGCCCAACUACAACAGCCAGGAUAAUAGCCUGGAGACCUACGACUACGCUAGUCCUUGCUGUGACCCCCACUGUGUGCCUAACUCUAGGAAAAAAGUCCGUCGUAAAAAGGAAUGCAGUAAGGAACACAAGAAGAAAGAUAAAAGUCAGCAAACAAGCAAUAAACCGUCUCAAAAGAAUGAGAGUUGCUCACACGGGCGCUCGAAGAAAGUGUGUCCGUCUGCCCAUUGCUCAAGCCGCUACAGGUACCUGACGUCGGAGUCGACGCAGACGAGCCAGUGCAGCCUGCAGUCGUACGCCGCGGCCGAGACCUCCGCCUCCAGCUACAGCACCUCGCUCAGCAGCGACACGCUGUUCUGGGACAACGACCGCUCCGAGGCGAAAUCCUCGCCUAAGAUCCAGUACCAGAGCGUGCACCAACAAGUGAAGCCCAAGUCGUGGGACAACUUGACGACGAAGGCGUUCGGCGGGUACGGCUUCGGGUACGGGUACCUGGACACGUCGGCCAAGCACGCCAACCGGUCGAAGAGCCACGGGCGGCGCGAGAGCGGGCGCAGCACGGCGCAGAGUCACCACGAGUACGCGCCGGCGCAGGACAAGCGGCACGCGCACGCCGCCUACUCGCGCAGCCACAGCCACUGCGCGCCCACCAAGUCCACGGAGAGCCUCGUCGUGGUGCAGAAGUACCCGCUGGAUGGCGGCGGCGGCGGCUCGGAGUCGCGGCUGGCGUGCGACUGUGACGGCGCCGACUGCCGCCGCGGCCGCGACGCGCGCUCGCUCGGCUACUACACCCAGCACCUGGUCUACCCCACGCACGCCUACAGCAAGAAGAAGGACGCCAAUGUCAGCUCAGAAAUCACAAGGCUUUAACAAUAAACACACCAGCAAACAGCAAUAAUAACGUUAGCGCUCAAUAGAGGCCUUUAUGAUAAUUAGUAGAGAAUUUUAACGUUUUAUCUAUUUUUAAUGUAGUAUGAAAUAAGUAUAAUCUAAUAAUAUUUAAAAGCUUUUAUGUAUGUUUUAUAGUUUUUCAAUCAAGUAAUAAAAUAGUAAGCAUGG
Plutella xylostella (diamondback moth) is the source of this 3334-nucleotide messenger RNA. The record is from RefSeq and is a predicted model, not a curated record. Lineage: Eukaryota; Metazoa; Arthropoda; Insecta; Lepidoptera; Plutellidae.